Molecule: messenger RNA, 723 nt
Organism: Trichoderma citrinoviride
Lineage: Eukaryota; Fungi; Ascomycota; Sordariomycetes; Hypocreales; Hypocreaceae
Product: cyclophilin, mitochondrial form
Exons: 5
Coding region: 125-670 (181 amino acids)
Biological process (GO): protein folding; protein peptidyl-prolyl isomerization
Molecular function (GO): peptidyl-prolyl cis-trans isomerase activity
Source: RefSeq, a predicted model, not a curated record
CUUCCAACCCCUCCUACCCCGCCAUAACUUCUGCUCCCCGGCCUCAAGAACUUUCUCUCUCUCUCAACGCAUUACCGCUUCUACCUCCUUUGCGACUCCGAGAUUCUACUCACAGCCCGCCAAAAUGCCCAACACUAAGGUUUACUUCGACAUCGCCUGGAAGGGCCCUGUCUUCAAGGACGGCCGUGCCACCAACGAGAUCAAGGAGCAAACCGGUCGCAUCAACUUCAACCUCUUUGACGACGUUGUCCCCAAGACCGCCGAGAACUUCCGCGCUCUCUGCACCGGCGAGAAGGGCUUCGGCUACAAGGGCUCUUCUUUCCACCGUAUCAUCCCCAACUUCAUGCUCCAGGGCGGUGACUUCACCCGCGGUAACGGCACUGGCGGCAAGUCCAUCUACGGCGAGAAGUUUGCCGAUGAGAACUUCCAGCUGAAGCACGACCGCCCCGGUCUGCUGUCCAUGGCCAACGCCGGCCCCAACACCAACGGCUCCCAGUUCUUCAUCACCACCGUCGUCACCUCCUGGUUGAACGGCCGCCACGUCGUCUUCGGCGAGGUCGCCGACAAGGAGUCCAUGGCUGUCGUCCAGGCCCUCGAGGCCACCGGCCGUGAUGACGGCAAGGUCAAGUACGAGCCCCGCCCCACCAUUGUCGACAGCGGUGUCCUGUAAGCUUGUGCAAGGAAGCAGAAUGCUCUGUAGGACCAUUUGCUGGCAGUUUGGGA